CGCACAAGUCGCACCGGUCAGAGAGCGAAGGCCUUGGGCAUCCCAUCAUGGCCUCCUGAGGCGAAGCUCACAGCCUUUCCAGCUGCCGUAACAGGGCUUGGAUGCAGGCUUGACUGGGCUCUUGGACAGACCAUUUGCCUUCUCAAGGCAACCGCCGUGCCACAGGAAGUGGCAGCCCUAACUUGCAUUCAUAUGCUACGUAAAGAGUGAAGAGGCUGAACAUCCGACUCGACUCUUCUCAGCUCGAGAAUAUCAGACUAAACACCUAUUUUCUCCUCCAGGAAAUGCGCGCCAACUUCACUCAAUGUCGUCUUGAGUUUUCGGCAAACACUACCGAGGGUGAGGAGCUUCGUGCGAAAUGGGGUUGGCAUGGUCCCAUUGUUGGUAUCGAGCGAAACAACUUUACCCAGAUAUCUAAAGCAGGAUGCCUACACCUCUGUGGCCCGGGUAGAGACUACUACCCGUGGGAAGACGUCUCUAGCACUAUCACCACAUGGAUACUGCCUGUUAUCGGAACCCUUCUCCAAGCGCCUUUUGAAAGCAACGCGGCAAGGCGAACGCUUCAAGCCAUUACGCGCUGGGUGGGCUCGCCUAUCGCGUCUCUGUCGUAUGUGUUGUGGAGUAUCAAGGUUUCCGCGAAGGCCGCUCUAAUGGUCGAUAUGAGUGUGAAGUAUGACGAAACACCGGAUUGGGAGUCCGAUUUUGGAAAUAUGAGGGACUCCAUGUACCUCUUGCUGGUCAUGAACCAGUAUACACUGAAACCGACUGCGGCAUCUGCAGCUAAAGAAGCGGAAGGCUUGCUGCGCAUCGUUCUGUUCAGUAAAGAUCUUGUGCUGAGAAAUACGAACUUAACACUGCGGCAGCGAAGACAAGAAUUGGCGAGGGAGCUUCGUGAGAUGCGAAGGCGUGGGACUGUACCAGCGUUCGUAUCUAUCAUGUGGUUUUUGUUCGCCUUUGCGCUUUCUAUACAAGACGCAUUUGGAGCCCUCGGUUCCAACUCCACCGCCCACGAUCUCGCAUUAGGAUGUCUCCUUGCCUGGUUCCCAAUCCUGAUCAUGGGUUCAAUCAUCGAUCGCAACCCCAUCGCAGCUGAAGCAAUCAGGGAGAAGUUGAACGCUCUGGUUGACGACGUCCGUGACGCUUUAUGUGAUGAGCGGAAUCUCACCGAUUUUAUCGACACAUUUCCACAGGAUUCGGAGUCUGAGGAACUCGGUAUCAGAGUCAGAGAGAUAGCAAGAAGAGGACAGCAUAUGAACCGCUUCUUUUCUGACUUUGCGGGCCAAGGUCGAAUACGAUGGCAUUACGGAGCCGCGCACCCCAUUCUUUCUGAUAUAGAAAACUGCUACAUUGCGCACAAAGGGCGCAAUUGGCUCGCUAACGAUGAAGAAGCUCGCGCAAGGCUUGUCCUGGGACCCGUCAAUGACGAGGGCCUGGUGUGGUUCGACAUACGUGAAUUCUGGCAGGUCGCGAGCGCCACGGUAAUCGUCCUCGGCAGUUGUGGCGGUGCAUUCAUUCUGAGUUACUUCACGCCCACUGUUGGCCUUGGAUGCCGUAGUGGAGGUUAUACUAUCUUCUUCAGCGUCGCACUAGGGCUUAUGAUAGUCGAGAUGAUAGUAUGGCUUGUUCUUUCGCCAUAUGAAGUUGACCCCUUGUGGCUAUGUCGAAACAGCAGUAUCAGCCAACUGGAAGGUGCCGCGCAUGAGAGAUGGAGGAGGCUAAGGAGAAGAGCCUCAAGAUUACUCGUCGCUACCGAAGCGUUAUUUAUAAGGUGUGCUGUGGGGCUUGUGCUUCUUUUCCCAUGGCGAGAGCAUCACGCUGUGAAAGAGCAUGUCGAAGCCGCUCUAGAGAACAUAUUGCAGACUGUGAGAGAAAUGAGCCCUCAGAGAAGAUGGGAACUGUUCUUCUUCCGACCAGUGGAGACGUUCAACACCAUCUGGCUUGUAUACAUUGUUGCUGCCCAAACCACCGGAUGGUACAAAACAUGCGAUUGCGUCACUAGUAGCUGGGCCGGGGGUGGAGGAUACCUUGACUUCAGCGUCCAGGACUCAGCGAACAGCAAAUGGGUCUUCGCAUAUUGGUGCGCCGGAACCAUUCUAACAUCCGUUGUCAUGGGGUUUUCUUUGUUCUACAUCACGGUCGAGUGGUGUCAACAGUCUUUUCUAUCAACGGAGAACUACAGCGACGCCAUGCGUGGAUUGCGUCGGACAAGGAAAUAUAGACACUGGACAUUCGUCUUUCGACGCAUAUCUCGUAAAGUGUCCAAAUACACGUUGGAUCCUUUGGAAAGCCUCGCUAUCAUGGUUGGACUAACAAAGCAGCCGCAAAAGACGCUUCUGUGGACGAAGGAGCACGCGUAUAACUGGCAUCCUGCGCACCCUCCACCGGCAACACCUUCACGGCGCCAUCGACCAUCUCCCUCCAUCGAACUGAGCGAUUUCUCGACGCCGGCACACCACGCAGGCUCACAAAUCCAGUGGCAUGAUCCCGUAUACCCCCCGUCAACAAUUCCCACGCGCCGACCUCGCAACGAGAGCGGCGCCUCUCUCAGUCCACCAGGGCCGCUGACCCCUACCCGGCCGAGCCAUGAUUCCUCAAUGCCUCUUCUUCAAGGAACGUCUGAAACGUAUCGCCGUGGCAGCAAUUCUGAAGGUCGUUCCAGUGGGGAAGGGCGGGCCGGUUCCGAAGACGCACCCUCACACUGGGCGAACCAGGAACAGAGGGGCGAUUUGCUGGAUCCUAGCACAAUGUUGCAUUCUCGGCGGGGUCACCGCCGUGCGGACUCUGAUGCUGGGAGUCCGUCUGAAGGCAUCGUGGGGGCAGAGCGAAGGGGCAUGCAUGGCCCAGGUGAUGUGGACCUUGAGAGGGGAACGACGUGACGAUUUCGAUCAUGGCAAACGGGUGAAUGCUAGACACUGUAAGAUAUACUCUGGUAGAGUAACGAUGAAGG
Messenger RNA from Westerdykella ornata, 2947 nucleotides. RefSeq lists its product as uncharacterized. Bases 285 to 2876 code for a protein of 863 amino acids. The record is from RefSeq and is a predicted model, not a curated record. The transcript is spliced from 4 exons. Lineage: Eukaryota; Fungi; Ascomycota; Dothideomycetes; Pleosporales; Sporormiaceae.